Molecule: messenger RNA, 1149 nt
Organism: Prunus armeniaca (apricot)
Lineage: Eukaryota; Viridiplantae; Streptophyta; Magnoliopsida; Rosales; Rosaceae
Source: the annotation of a GenBank genome assembly
AUGAUGAUCGUCGCCACCAACUACUUUACUAAAUGGAUCGAGGCCGAAGCUCUAUCCUCUACUAAAGAAGCCGAUGUGGAGCGAUUCAUCUGGAGAAAUAUCAUCCGCCGGUUCGGCUGCCCACAAUCGUUGGUCACUGACAAUGGCUCACAGUUCAUUGGCAAGCAGAUCACCGCCUUCUUUGCGAAAUACAAGAUCAAGCAACACCUGUCCACUCCAAGGUAUCCACAAGGAAAUGGGCUGGCCGAGGCAUCCAACAAAGUCAUAUUAGACUGCUUGAAGAAAAGACUAGAAGGCGCCGAAGGGAAAUGGGUGGAUGAACUCCCCGGAGUACUAUGGGCUUAUCGCACCACCAAACUAAGGUCGACUGGCGAAACCCCAUUUUCCCUUGCCUAUGGAACUGAAGCGAUCAUUCCUCCUCACGUCACUGUCCCCUCUAUAGGCAUUGAAGUCGGCAGUAUAGAGCAGAACUCCGAGCAGAUGAGACUCAACCUUGACUUACUUGAAGGCAAGCGCGAGAAGGCCAUUGUCCGAGUCGCCUCCUAUCAACAGCGGUUGAAGUCCUACUACGACAAAAGAACCAAGAUCAGACAGCUUCAACCUGGCGACCUUGUGCUAAGAAAGGCCUUCAUCACUGCACAAAGACAAGGGUCUAAGAAAAUAAAACCCAAUUGGGAAGGCCCUUAUGUGAUCAGCCGGUCCGGGGGCAGAGGAAGCUACACGCUGGACACCAUGGAUGGGAAGGAAAUACCAUGGCAAUGGAAUGCCUACCAUCUCCCAAAUUCAGUUUCUCAUUCCAAAUGUCUCAUCUACCCACAAAACACAACUGUUGUCCAUAAGCAACGUCCUUCGGAGACGCAGGGCAACGACCAGAAGCGUCCUUCGGAAGACGCAGCCCAUAAAAAGCGUCCUAAGGGAGACGCAGGGUGUGCCAGGAAUUUCCUAAGGGAGGAUGGUCACACAGUUGCCCAUAAGCAGCGUCCUUCGGGAGACGCAAGGCGACGACCAAGCCAUCCUAAGGGAUAUGCAAAACACGCCCGGAGCCCAUUAAGGGGGGCCUUGGCACUCGCCAACUUCCUAAGGGGAGCUAUCCUAAGAGAUAUGCAGAACACGUCCGAAGUCCUUCAAGGGGAACCCUGGCACUCAUGA